CCCUAGUCAGCUGUUCAGUUGGUUUCCAAUCAAAAAUUUCGCAAAUCAAAAUUAUUAAUUUUAACAUUUCUACAUUUAGGUCCAUUUGUUUAUCAGUAAUAAACACAACAGUGUAACGAACAAGCAAGAUGUCGAUGCUGGCUAAAACCGUAGGACGCACUUUCUUUCAGGCAGCCGCAGUGCGCGCAUUGCAUGUGUCAGCAGCGGUCAAUGGUGCGGAGUGCUAUAAUGCAAAUAGAACCACUUGCACUUUAGUGCCUGGUGAUGGUGUCGGACCCGAAUUGGUCUAUUCACUGCAAGAGGUUUUCAAGGCAGCAAAUGUUCCCGUUGACUUUGAAGCGUUCUUUUUAUCGGAAAUCAAUCCUGUACUAAGCGCCAAACUUGAAGAUGUUGUCGCCUCCAUUCGGAAAAACAAAGUUUGCAUUAAGGGUAUUUUGGCUACACCCGAUUACAGCAAUGAGGGUGAACUGCAGACACUUAACAUGAAGCUCCGCACAGAGCUUGAUUUGUAUGCCAACGUGGUGCAUGUUCGCAGCUUGCCAGGCGUCAAGACACGCCAUGACAACAUCGAUACGGUCAUCAUCCGUGAACAGACGGAGGGUGAGUAUUCUGCCCUGGAACAUGAGUCGGUACCCGGCAUUGUGGAGUGCUUGAAAAUUGUAACCGCUAAGAAAUCGAUGCGUAUUGCCAAGUUUGCCUUCGAUUAUGCCACCAAGAAUAACCGCAAGAAGGUCACAGCUGUGCACAAGGCCAACAUUAUGAAGCUUGGGGAUGGCCUGUUCCUGAAGUCAUGCGAGGAGGUCUCGAAACUUUAUCCACGUAUCGAACUCGAUAAAAUGAUUGUGGACAAUACAACCAUGCAAAUGGUAUCCAAUCCCAAUCAGUUCGAUGUGAUGGUCACUCCGAAUCUGUAUGGUGCCAUUGUAGACAAUUUGGCCUCUGGCCUGGUCGGCGGCGCUGGUGUCGUUGCUGGUGCUUCAUACUCCGCCGAUGCGGUGGUCUUCGAGCCGGGUGCACGCCAUAUCUUUGCUCAGGCCGUGGGCAAGAAUGUUGCGAACCCAACGGCAAUGUUAAUGUGCGGCACAAAAAUGUUGCGUCACAUCAAUUUGCCAACUUACAGCGAAGUUAUACAGAAUGCCAUUAACCAAGUGCUUAAGGACGGCAAGGUACGCACCAAAGACUUGGGUGGACAGUCUACUACACAGGACUUUACCCGCGCCAUUAUUGCCAAUCUGCACUAGAUCGUUCACGACCCGAAUUCAGCUCGUCAACUGGCCGCAACAUUUGGCUGUGGCUGCCCCCAGGAUUAUAUGCAUGCAUAGAUACCAAACUUUUCAGUUAUUAGCCAAGUUAUUGAAAUGUUAAACAUUAUUUCUGAUAUUUGGUUGAUUUUCAGUAUGAUUUUACCCUCUCUCCCUCCACAUUUAAAUUCUUUGAGUAUUAUUUCUGGCGAAUAUUUAUGUUUAGAACAAUUACCUCGCCCCCUACCCCUUUCACCCGUAUUCAUUUACCCGACGAUUUUUAGUUUUACAAAUUGGCCGUAUUGUUUUAUUUUGUGAUUAUUAGAAAAACAAUCCAAAUUGGAUUCGAAUGUUUUCAACCAGCAUUAAUAUUAUGACAAGCAAAAACAAAAAUUAAAAUUAUUUUAUUAAAAACUAAAUCGAUGUGGAGCGAAAGCCACGAUGCAGAAAAUAAAACCAAAUCAA
Molecule: messenger RNA, 1706 nt
Organism: Drosophila hydei
Lineage: Eukaryota; Metazoa; Arthropoda; Insecta; Diptera; Drosophilidae
Gene: Idh3b
Product: isocitrate dehydrogenase [NAD] subunit beta, mitochondrial
Exons: 6
Coding region: 129-1241 (370 amino acids)
Biological process (GO): tricarboxylic acid cycle; isocitrate metabolic process
Cellular component (GO): mitochondrion
Source: RefSeq, a predicted model, not a curated record